CCUCCCCCUGUCUGCCUGGCCUCUCGUGUUCUUUGUCCUCGCCAUCCGAUCCCACGCCCUGUGAUGGACCCCGCCAGCCAGCCGCCGGCCUCCGGGUCCGGCCGGCCGAGCAUAUCCAUCUCGCUGUCCCUGUCGGGAGUAGGUGCCGGCGGCGCAGGUCCCCCGGCCGGGGGCGUCACCGCUGCCGCCUCGCCUGCCCUGCCGAAACUGUCGCUAAAGGCCCUGACCGGCGGAGGCGCCGGCAGCACCGGGCCCUCGAUAUCUCUCCAAACGGGCGCCGGCGGUGACCGCAUCACCGCCCCGACGGCGCCGGUGACCGCCCCGCGAACAUCCUCCACCGGGCACACCGGCAAGAAGACCUCCUCCAAGAAGAAGUCCGCCUCCAAAGCCUCGAAGCUGGUCCUGCGCACCGGGACACCAGACGAGGCAGCGGCGGCGGCGGCAGCGGCGGCGGCAGCGGCGGCGGCGGCGGCGGCGGCAGCAGUCACCACCCCGGGCACACCGCUGGUCCCCACCUCGCCGGGGCUCCUCCCGAACAAUCCCAUGGUCCUGGGCUUGCCCGGGGCCGCCGGGAGUCCGACCCCCGGCGGCAGUGGCGGCAGCAGUGGCAAGCGCGAUCGCAAGGAAAAGGACAAACGCAAGCGCGAUCGGGCUGCCUCGGCCAGCGGCGGCACCAGCGCCCCGGGGACCGGCACCGGUGGUGGGACGGAUCGCGAGCGCCGCCGCAAGGAGAAAAAAGACAAGCGUCGGACCACCGAAGAUGACAGCGUGCAUUUGGAGUCGCAUUUCCUUCUCCGGCUGCCGGAGGACCUGGCCGGGCCCCUGCGCGAGUCCCUCAGCCGCCACGAACUCAACGGCUAUGGCAUCCAGUUCCAGGAUGGCAAGGGGGGCCGUCGGUUUGCCACCAUCCAGACCCCCACGCGCAAUGUGUCCGCCCGGCUGGUGGACUUGCCGUGCAUCAUCGAGUCGCACCGGUCCCUGGACCAGCGGCAGUUCUACAAGGUCGGCGACAUUUCCCAGAUGCUGGUGGCCGAGGAGCUGGACGAGCCGCUGCGCGCCUACCGGGUGGCCCUCGGCAUGGAUCCCAUCCUGGACCCGGGCCUGCUGGCCGUGCAGCCUGACGAUCCGGCUGCCGGUGCGGCCGGCGCGGCCGACCCCGCCGGGACCGGCACCGAGGGCAAGCCCUCGCGCAAGGUGGCCAAGCCGAGCAAGCGCCAGCUGGCCGUGCGCGCCCCGCCCGAUGACACGGUCAUCGACUCGUUUUUGUGGCCACACGGCCUGGCGCCGCCGCUGCGCUACAUCCGCGAGCGCCGGCUCUCGGACUUCCCACCACGGGAAAUCACCGACGUUGAUGCCGAGGUCCAGCGCCUGCUGGCCCUCGACGAUGAGAGUGUCUACCGAACCGUCUCCUUCGCCCAGGAUGCGGACGCCCCACAGGAGGACGAGGUCCUGCUGACCGAGCGGGACUUCAACCAAUACAAGCGCCAGCAUCCAGCCCUGCCGGUGGCCCAGCUGGAAGUUCCCCCGCCGGCGCCUCCGCGCAAGCAAAUCCGCCUCAGCAUCCCCUAUCAGGUGGACCCGCCGCCGAAGCCGAAGGCCGGGCCGGCCGGGUCUCCGGUCCGCCGCGAGGAGACCCCCACCCCGGAGGGAGCCCCGCUGGGGAUGGCGACCGUGGCCGACGCCCUGGACCAGCCCCUGGGGGUGGAGUCGCCCCCCUUGCCUCUGCCCGGGGCCGGGGCCUUUGCCACGCCCAUGCGGCCGUCCUCGACACUGGCCAGGUCGCCCUCGGUGCCGGUCCUCACGCCGCUGGGCCCCGACGGGUCGGAGCCCAGCCUCUCGAUCGCCGGGCCGGACGACACGCUGCCCUCGCUGGAGUCCUUGCCGGUGGGCACUCGGGCAUUGCCCAGCGUCGGGGUGCCGGGCCUGGGGCCGGCCGCGGCGGUCGCCAGCCCGGAUAUCCUCACAGCCCCGGCGGAUCUUGCGGCCGGGGCCUUCCCGGCUUCCCCGCUGCCGGACAUGCCGGCCACCGAUGCCCUGCAGGUCCCCAUGGAUCUGGCCUUGCCGGUGGGGGAUCUGCCGGAGGCGGCGGCCUCGCCGUUGGCGGCCGGGGCCACAGCCGGCAUCGUGGCCAUCCCCGGCACCGGCAAGAGUGCCCCCGGUGGGGGCCCGGACAGCCCGGCAGCCGUGGCGGCCAGCUCGUUCUCCAUUUCCACGCCGGCUGGCGGUGCCGAGGCCGAUGGGCGCGCUUCGCCCGGCCCGGCGGCCACGGCCUCCCCCCUUCAGACGCCCUCCAUCACCGUGGCGGUGGUCACGUCGCAGCACACCCCCGGGCCUGGCACCCCGGCCGAUGGGCACAGCCCCAGUCCCCUGGCCGGGGCCGGGGCCGUGGAGGGCGAUCUGCCGGCGGCGCCUCCCUCGUCGGACUUCUCCGACUCGGAUUCCGACACCGGCGGCCUGCCCAGCCCGGCCCUGGUGGAGUCCGAAUCAUCCAAGCUGGAGAAGGCCCGCAUGCAGCUCAUCGCCGAGCUCAUGCCCAUCCGCGAGAUGCUGGCCAACCUCAACACCGAGUACAAUGCCAAGUAUCAGCUGGCGUCGCGUCAGCGGAAUCCCGUCAUGCGCCAGCGCUUCCUGGAGGAUCUGGCCGCGCUGGAUGCCCGGCGACACGAGUUCAACAACGAGCACAAGCGCAUCACCGACACCAUCGCCAGCAUCGAUGUUCAGCUCACCGCGUUGGCCGGCAAAUAG
Molecule: messenger RNA, 2745 nt
Organism: Fonticula alba
Lineage: Eukaryota; Rotosphaerida; Fonticulaceae
Exons: 6
Coding region: 64-2745 (893 amino acids)
Biological process (GO): RNA polymerase II preinitiation complex assembly; transcription initiation at RNA polymerase II promoter
Cellular component (GO): transcription factor TFIID complex
Molecular function (GO): RNA polymerase II general transcription initiation factor activity
Source: RefSeq, a predicted model, not a curated record